Messenger RNA from Triticum turgidum subsp. durum (durum wheat), 1692 nucleotides. The record is from the annotation of a GenBank genome assembly. NCBI's taxonomy places the organism in Eukaryota, Viridiplantae, Streptophyta, Magnoliopsida, Poales, Poaceae.
AUGAGAAUAAUAGGCUUUGAUUUCGGUGAAGACUGCACAAUAGCAGUAUGGAAGGAAGGAAAAGGUGGAAUUGAUAUUGUAGGCACAAACACCCCUUCAGCUGUGCACUUUACGGAGAAAGAACGGAUUGUGGGGCGCAACCCAGGUAUUCCCAAGGAUAGUGACGCUCAGGAAGAAUACAACAAUGUGAGCCAGGCUGAAGCUGACAAUUUGAUAUAUGGUAUCAAGCAACUGAUUGGUGUAAAAUUUAAUGAACUUGAUUUAAAUUUUACACCUUUCUCAGUCAGAGAAGGCGAUGAUGGAUAUGUUCUUGUUGAUGUGAAUCACCAUGCCUUUAAACCAGCGGAGCUGUUAGGCAUGAUAUUCUCCCAUCUGAAAAUGAAAGCCAUGUCUUGUCUAAGGUCCAUCAAGGAGGAAAAGGAAGAGGAGAAAUGCUGCAUCGGAGUGCCGGCAUAUUUCACGGUGCCGCAGAGAAAUGCGGUAUGUAAUGCAGCAAAGAUUGCAGGGCUUGAUCCAUGGCUGCUGCAUGAGACAACAGCGACAGCGUUGGCAUAUCUGCACUACAACUCAAAGAAUCUGGGAAAAACUGAGCGAUUUAUAGCCAUCAUAGAUGUUGGGUUUUCUAGAAUGCAAAUUUCCUUUGUACAUUACAAGAAAGGUGAGCUCAAGAAAGGUGAGCUCAAAGUUCUGUCAUACGGAAGUGACAGCUCUCUUGGUGGGAAGCAGUUGGAUAUGCUCAUCUUUGAGCACUUCACCAAGCAGUUACGAGAUAAACAAAAAAUCAAUGUUAUACAAAAUAAGCAUGCCCGCAUCAAGCUUUUCAAUCAGUGCGAAAGGGUGAAGAAAACAAUAUGCAAGGGUCAGUCUAAUGCAGAAAUUUUGCUUGAAAAUUUAAUGAAGGGGGAAGAAGAUCGUCUUGAGUUAACUAAAGCAGAUUUCAGUCAAAUAUGUCACAAAGCGCUGGUUGGCAUGAAUAGCCUACUUAAAAAAGCUUUGGAAGAAGCCGGCUUAAAUUCAAAGGAGAAGCUUGCAAAAAUUGAAUCUGUUGUCACAGGUUCAGGCAGUGCUGUUCCUGCAAUCAUUGAUAUACUUACCGAGUUCUUUGGAGAAGCGCCUUUCAUGGAUAGCAAGUUUGCGAACUUUAGUGUUGCUAAGGGCUGUGCCCUACAGUCUGCUCUCCGUGGUAACACAAACCAGAAGACACCCGAUAAAGUUGUUUCGAAGAAAAUGAAAAGUAUGCUGGGGCUUAAGAUUAUUGAUCAAUUCCCGUUCUCGAUUACCGUGUGUUGGCUGCAAAAUCUUCAAAAUGGUGACAACCAUACCCAGCUUUUCAAGGAAGGUGCUUCAUGGCCAUGCACUCAAUCUGUAUCUGUUACGCCUGAUGCAUCUGAGCUCAGCGUAUAUGCAUUUUCUGAGAAAUCAAAAACUCCUACAAAGAUAUGCAGAUGCAAGUUCAAAUGGCCUUCCAACAGUGGUGGAAACACAACUUCAGAGGUCCAGUUCACUAUUGACGACUAUGGGAAACUAUCAGUUGAACCAGUUGAAUUUGCAGAGCUUGAAUUUGAUGGUGAAAUGGGGACCGAAGAUAUGCUCACGACUAAGGAGAAAGAGAGAGAUUUUGCUAAACUGGAGGCAAUAAAGAAUGAUGUCUUGGGUUACAUAACUAGUACUCUUCAUUUCUUCAAAAGCUAA